AUGGAGUUUACCACUUGGCAAGAUUCCCCAGGCAAACCCCAACAAGUGCCGCCUAAUUCUCCCUAUACCAAGCCAAACACGUCUUCUCGAUGGGUCACCGAACACAAAGGAUGCCAUACAACUAUCAACGGUGUCUUCUUUCACGACUUUGCAGGCCUGGCAGAGAGAGGCGACAGGCCGAUCCUCCAGCGCCCCUACAACUGCUUGGCCGACAAAGUCUUCGAACUGGACUUCGGCACUGUGUUGGAGCAGAGUAAAGCGCACGAUGAGCUCCAGGAGCUCAAGGCUGAGCUCGCUAAACUCUGCGACGAGUCCACCAAUAGAGUGCGCUUAGAAAAGUCUGCAACCGGCGAUCAGCACGAUGUCGUACUUGCCGACAUAUCCGGAGAAACAUCUGUUGGAACGUCCGUGGGGCAACCCGAGAAAGAGUCCUCGCGUCGAAGAGACGUGAUCAUCGCGGAUGCACCCCUCAGAGCGCUGCCUGUCACCCCGCUUACACGCCUUGCGGAGCUUGUGCGAAAGCUGCCACAAUGUCACGCCUCCGUUGCGGCACUGCAGCUUGUGGAGAAGCUCGUGGCAGAAGAAGCUGGACGGGAGAAGGAGAGCAUAAUCGAACAGGAGCGCACCAAGAGAACAAACCAGCGCGUCGUCUCCCUACUCAACCAGCCACAGAUUCCGCAGCACUUAAGACGUGACACAUUUGAGGCGAAGAAACCAGGAGGCGCCUUCGCAAACACGCUCAACCCUACGAGCGAGCCUUCCGCUGUCAGAAAGGCCCCUCUGCUACGUACACAACAUCUCGACCGCCAUUUCUGCUCUCCCCCACACUACAUGAUGGUCGACAUGAAGACCUCUCUGGACUCUGAACUUCGCAACAGCUUCGACCCGCUCUCUUCGGAAAAAACCCUUGUUAAUACACGUUGCAUCGGCGAUAACAACACAGUCUCCUUCAAGAAGGGGAGCGUUGUACCAACCAUCCUUAGAGACUGGUACAAACAGAACCGGGAGCUCAUCGAGCUGGCAAAGCGCAGCGCACUUUCCUCCGACCUACCUCAUGUAGCGCCUCCCAGUAUACCCAAGGACCUAUGGAACGGUAUGUGGCUACCACAUGAUGCCCGUGAAAGCCCUGGGAGAACCAACUACGAAGCUUGGGGGGCUCUUCAACCGUCAUACCUUUACCCUGAUCUUGCACCAAUACCCACCCCGCAUUUCCUAAUGGACGAAGCUUCGCUCAUCUGGGGACCGAGCGGACAGCCGACUGCCGAUUCCCACCCCGCUGGCCCACCUCCGCAACGCUUGCUUAUCGAACCAGCCGGCAAAGCGCGAGCAGAUUCAGGAUUGACGACCCCCCAGCCAGUCACUCGUCCGGAGGAACCCCUGUCGUCUCCGCUCAGUACCGCAUCCUCCGAGGAAGGUGAGGACAAGAGGUUUCAGAGAAUCAUGUCAAAGAUCCUCGCUCGGAGAUCUCCAAGGGACCACGGAAUGCGAGAUGCGUACAUGACCGGAGAAGACGACGGCGAUGCGCGCGAGCCGUUGGUUCCAGAGAACUCACCCGCUUCGAGCGAUGGGCAGCAGCCGCUGCCCGGAAACGAGGCCCACCGCGGUCAAGGGGGCCACAUCCUCGACAGAGAAGGCCCCCGUUGUGUCGAAGGUGGAAGUGAGGGCGAGGAUGAUGCCGCACCCGCGGAAGCACGCGAGAGCCGCCUGAAGAUUCUAGCGGCGAGGAGGAAGGCUAAGAUGGAGAGCCGGAGACGUGCCGGCACGAUGCGUCCGAAGGCUAAUGCUAAAGGCCAGAAGGCCGAGGAUGACGCUGAGACGGUGCCUUGCCGACGGGUUGGAGAUAGCAAACGAGUUUCUUGGCACGAUGCAGUGGGCAAAAUGUCGCGCAAGCUUUGA
This is a messenger RNA of Coniosporium apollinis CBS 100218, 1896 nucleotides long. RefSeq lists its product as uncharacterized. The record is from RefSeq and is a predicted model, not a curated record. The coding region runs from base 1 to 1896 and encodes 631 amino acids. The transcript has a single exon. Lineage: Eukaryota; Fungi; Ascomycota; Dothideomycetes.